AUGCCCAGGUAUUCCAGACCAUUCAAGGAAGCUGGAGUAGGAAGGGAGUCAAAUUACUAUAAAAUAGAGCAAGAUGCGGGCGAAGAGGAGCAAAAUUAUGACAUACGACGAGGGUACGAUCAGGAUAACAGCGGUCCUAGGCGAAGGUACCCUGUGAAUGAUGAUCCGAAAGAGGAUGACAUAGAUUACUAUCCAAGACCCGAACCCGCCAGACACAAUACAACGCUUAGAUCAGACUACUACGGACAUACUGAGCCUAUAUUACGAAGACAGCCUGAGCCCACCAGACAAAAUGCAAGGCUUAGAUCAGAAUACUACAGACAUACUGAGCCUAUAUCACUGAGACAGCCUCGACAUUCAUAUCCAACGGUACCUAUCAACCCCUUUGCCCCGCAGAAUCGGUGGGCACGGUCUCCAAAGGUUGAAUAUGAAAGCAGAAAUAACUACUCAUAUGAAGAUCAUGAAGCGCUUCAGACGGGCUACACCGUUGCUGCUAAUAAUCCUUGGGACUACGAUGUUCCGGAAGGAAUUCAAAUACGUGACUCUGAGGAGGACGAGGAGGACGAUGCUAAUGAUAUUAGCGAGGCACUCCUUGAUAUUGGGAGCGAGCCUUUCACUGCUGACUCGGACAUCAGUGGCUCGAGACAGAGAGCAAGGCUUGAAGCAAAAGUAACUGGAAGUGGCAGUGGAACUAGCCAAUCAGUGUUCAUUUCCAAACAAGAACCAAACUUUCGGCCAACGGGGCAGAUGGCAUUGUAUAAUGUGGUAGCAUCAGGCUAUCAACGCUUAAAUGAUAUUGGCGAUUCCGUUGGCAACCUUGCGCACAUUGAGUACUUAGGAUCUUUGGAAAGCCCCCCGAGACGGGAAUCACGGGAUGGGUCAAAUUUUCGAUGGCUACAUCUGAAUCAGCAGCUUAUGGACUUUGACACAUUCUCUCGAGUUGCUCAAGAGAUGCCCGGCCUUCCUGAGGACGCACUCCUUACUCUACCGCACUUCUUGAAUCGGAUUCGCAAAGACUUUGAGACUAGCAUCCGCUCACAACACGGAGUUAUGGGGAACUUCAUGAAGCCUGCGUUCGUUAGCAAAAGAAGUCAGAGCACGACGUCAGAAAAUACACUUAACUCUGGGUUCAUUUUCUGUACUAUACCGUAUCACCAGCUUUCACCUUAUUCAAGCCUCGAGAAGCCUCCCAACCCAAGACUGCAUCCCACUAGAACUUUAUUGCAAUCCAAGUAUCCAUCCACAACAAUGCAACGGGAUCAACAGCAAGUUGUAAGCAACAUAAGUGGCACUCCCACUGGUCAUUGUUUUCACGUGCCAGUUUUAUGGUGUUUGAUAAUUGAUGAUAAGUUUGCAGUAACCUGUGCCCAUGGAAUGUCUGCUGAAGGAAUUACCGGAGAUGGCGUAACGUUGACCCAGAGUGUACCUCAAGCGCCCGAUACAUCAGCUUCCCUUAAAACUUUGCACAUAAUUCUUGAGAGUCGCCUUUACGUCGUGCCAAUCGAGCAGUGCGACACGUGGUUCAAAUUAACGCAGAACUUUUCGCAAUAUACCUCAAUUUUUGACGACCAGAUGCUUGUGCACUGGAAAGGCACCCGAAUUUCAUCAGACUUGUGGUCGGUAGUAAUACAGCAAGCGCAGAAGCAACUGGCUAGCGUCAAAAUCUUUCAAAGAAAACGCGCUAUCAAACAUCAAUUAGUAGAAGACUCGAAGAAUGAUGAUAUAUACAACGCCCCAACCGGACCAUAUCGAUGGCGGGAUGAUAGAGAUAUGGCUUCUGAGACUGGGCGAUUUCGAGACGUUGAAUCGGAAAAGAAGGUCGAUCGUGGUAAAGAUAAAACUGGCCCAGCAGGAACCUCUGGCGGUGAUCCCAAACCCUCCGUCGAUCAGUUGCAAGGCUCGGGAGAUAAAGACGGUGGCAUAUCGCAAUCGCCAACCCCUGAGGUCAGCUCUCAAACCGAUUCUUUAGCUGUUCGAGAUUUUCAAGUUUUGGUAUGGAUUGCGAUUCAUCGAGGGAAGGCGAAAGAAGUUGGGAAUAGCAUUACGGGCAAGGAUAAUGUGGGUCCAUCAACCACCACGACAACUGCAAAAAUACAGUCAAAUCGUGAGAUGGUACAGACGUAUUUGAACUCGAUCCAUCAGUGGCUACUAAAACAAAAAGACUUGAAGUCGAAGACUGCGUAUCUAUACGCACCACUGAAAUCUCUAGAUGAUGUUGAGAGAGCGCUACAAUCUAUGAUCGAAUCAAGAAUCGAAUCAUCAAAUAUCGAGUCUGCCAAAAGUCGACUUGUCGAAGCUGUCAAAUCAGUGUUCACCCUUUUUGUUUCUUUAGACCAGACGGGCCCGAUGUGCGCUAAGAUAUGGGGAGCGGUACAUGGCGCAAUUACUGCACCAGCCCCUUCGGCAACGUCGUGGCAGUUUCUUGACUUUGUGAAAACUUUUACCCAGAUAGCUAACCUUGCAAAAACAAUCGACUCGCAGCUAUCAGACGGGAAAGCUCCGUCACCAAAGGAGCUUCCAAUGCCCCCAGAUGCCUUGCGAGCUUGGCAUCAGUUCAUCAUGUCUUUGGUCUCCUUGAACGCACGAGGCGGUCCUGCACAGGCGGAUAAUCAUGCAAAGAGAUGCUUGAGUUUACUACGCAGAAUGCAUCUCGACAUUUUGAAGAACCCUAAAGCCAAGAAACUUGAAGAACUUGAAGCCGUACGCCCUACAAGCUUACUUGUGUUCAUCGUCGACCGAGUUCUAUCGGAUUUCACCGGCACGCAGCCAGAUCUGGUGGAUACUUAUUGGGAGUUCUUCGAUCUGAUGGAGAGCCAAGUCGAGAAAGAUCCACUGAGCCGUCGGAACCAGGCUAAAAUAACAGCAUCAAUUGCUGAGAUAAAAAUUGUUCUCGACACGUUGAAUCAGCAAAAUGUCAUAGUCCGUCAAUUUGAAAGCGAAUUGUUCAAAAGUGAACUUCCAUAUAUAAGAGGAAGAAAACACAUCCAGGGUCCAGAUCCGGCAGUGAUUAAUCUUCAAAAAGCCAUCACCACACUACAAGGAAAGAUCGCUUCAAUGGAAGAGCUUCUUGACAGUUCGAGAUAUUUGUUGGAAAGAAACAUGAACGCAAUCAGAGACAACAAAGACAGACAAGAAGCCGCCAUCUACGCUUUCACCAUCGUCACUAUCAUCUUCCUCCCCAUCUCAACGGUGGCCAGUGUUUUCGGCAUGAACACAAACGACAUCCGGAAUAUGGCACAAAAUCAGUGGUUGUUUUGGGCAGCCGCUCUGCCACUUACUACGAUCGUGAUUGUGGUGUCCUUGAUUGCUGCUGGGAUUAUUCCCUGGACGUUUGUACGAAAGGAUAGAGCAGCUUUGGCGACAGCGCAGGCUGAGGUUUCGGAGGUGAAGAUGGUUCGUCCAUUUAUAAGUACUAGGAAUACGGGCGGCGUGAGGAAUCGCUAUCCGUCACGGUACGUCGAUGAUUCUAUGGGAUGGUGA
Molecule: messenger RNA, 3480 nt
Organism: Glarea lozoyensis ATCC 20868
Lineage: Eukaryota; Fungi; Ascomycota; Leotiomycetes; Helotiales; Helotiaceae
Product: Magnesium transport protein CorA, transmembrane region
Exons: 10
Coding region: 1-3480 (1159 amino acids)
Biological process (GO): transmembrane transport; metal ion transport
Cellular component (GO): membrane
Molecular function (GO): cobalt ion transmembrane transporter activity; magnesium ion binding; cobalt ion binding
Source: RefSeq, a predicted model, not a curated record